Hippopotamus amphibius kiboko is the source of this 3088-nucleotide messenger RNA. It is a transcript of the gene CDCP1, whose product is annotated as CUB domain containing protein 1. The record is from RefSeq and is a predicted model, not a curated record. The transcript has 9 exons. Lineage: Eukaryota; Metazoa; Chordata; Mammalia; Artiodactyla; Hippopotamidae. The coding region runs from base 128 to 2638 and encodes 836 amino acids.
CGCGCGCAGGUGAGCGAGCCGGGGCGGAGCGCAGCGAAGCCGGUGCCAGGCUCCGGCGCCCGCGGCUGCUGCUCCGAAUCCCGGGCCACAGUCGCUUAACCCGCCGAGGCCUGGGCGCCCCGCAGCCAUGGCCGGCCUGAACUGCGGGGUCACGGUCGCACUGCUGGGGGUCCUGCUGCUGGGCGCCGCGCGGCUGGCCCGCGGAGUGGAGGCUUAUGAGAUUGCACUGCCACGUGGAAGCAACAUUAUGGUCCUCAUAAAGCCUGGGACUCCAACUCUGCCAGUGAAGCCCUGUCACAUCGUUUUUUCUAAAAGAUGGGUGACCACGUUGUCCAUCAAAGCAGGAGAGAAAAUAGUCUUUUCCUUUAGCUGCCGGGAUCCAGAGAAUUAUUUUGUUAUCGAAAUCCAGAAGAAUAUUGACUGCAUGUCAGGCCCGUGUCCUUUUGGAGAGGUUCAUCUUCAGCCCUCGACGUCGGUGUUGCCCACCCUCAACAGAACCUUCAUCUGGGACGUCAAAGCUAACAAGAACAUCGGUCUAGAGCUGCAGUUCUCCCUCCCGCGCCUGAGGCAGAUCGGGCUGGGGGAGAGCUGCCCCGACGGAGUCACUCACAGCAUCAGCGGCCGCAUUGGCGCCACGUUGGUCAGGAUUGGAACCUUCUGCAGCAAUGGCACUGUGUCCCGGAUCAAGAUGCAGGAGGGAGUGAAAAUGGCCUUGGACUUCCCGUGGUUCCACGACAGAAACGUCUCUGGCUUCAGCAUCGCAAACCGGUCGUCUAUAAAACGCCUGUGCAUCAUCGAAUCUGUGUUUGAAGGUGAAGGCUCAGCCACCCUGAUGUCUGCCAACUACCCGGAUGGCUUCCCCGAGGACGAGCUCAUGACGUGGCAGUUCAUCAUCCCUGAGCACCUGCGGGCAAGCGUCUCCUUCCUCCACUUCAAUGUCUCCAACUGCGUGAGGAAGGAGGAGCGGGUCGAGUACUACAUCCCAGGCUCCACCACCAACCCCGAGGUGUUCAAGCUGGAGGACAAGCAGCCCGGAAACAUGGCCGGGAACUUCAACCUCUCUCUGCAGGGCUGUGACCAAGAUGCCCCAAAUCCAGGCAUCCUCCGGCUGCAGUUUCAAGUUUUGGUCCAACAUCCACAAAGUGAAAGCAAUAAAACCUACGUGGUUGACUUGAGUAACGAGCACGCCAUGUCCCUGACCAUCGAGCCACGGCCCAGCAAACUAAGCCUCAAGUUUGUCCGCGGCUGCUUCGUGUGUCUGGACUCUUGGACCUGCAGCACCAACCUCACCCUGACAGCUGGCUCCAAACACAAGAUCUCUUUCCUUUGUGAUGACUUGACACGCCUGUGGAUCAAUGCCGAGAAAACCAUAAGCUGCCUGGACCACCGGUACUGCCAGAGGAAGUCCUACUCGCUCCAGGUGCCAUGGUACAUCCUCCAGCUGCCUGUGCAGCUGCGUGACUUCUCCUGGAAGCUGCUGGUGCCCAAGGACAGCGUCAGCCUGGCAUUGGUGCCGGCCCAGAAGCUGCAGCAGCACACGCAUGAGAGGGUCUGCAACACCAGCUUCAGCUACCUAGUGGCCAGUGCUGUCCCCGGCCAGGACCUUUACUUUGGCUCCUUCUGUCCUGGAGGCUCCAUCGAGCAGAUCCAGGUGAAGCAGAAUGUCUCGGUGACCCUCCGCACCUUUGUCCCCAACUUUCAGCAAGAGGCCUCCAAGCAGGACCUGACCGUGUCCUUUAUCCCCCACUUCAAAGAGGAAGGUGUUUUCACAGUGACCCCAGACACGAAAAGCAAGGUCUACCUGAGGACCCCUAUCUGGGACCGGGGCCUGCCAUCCCUUGCAUCCGUGUCCUGGAACAUCAGUGUACCCCGAGACCAGGUGGCCUGCCUGACCUUCCUCAAAGAGCGGACGGGCGUGGUCUGCCAGACCGGGCGCGCAUUCAUGAUCAUCCAGGAGCAGCGGGCCCACAACGAGGAGAUCUUCAGCCUAGAGGAGGAGGUGCUGCCCAAGCCAAGCUUCCGCUAUCACAGCUUCUGGGUCAACAUCUCCAACUGCAGCCCCAUGAGCGGGAAGCAGCUGGACCUGCUUUUCUGGGUCUCACUUACCCCAAGGACCAGAGACCUGACUGUCAUCAUCCUCGCAGUGGUGGGAGGUGGCGUCUUCCUGCUGUUUGCCCUCGGACUCAUCAUUUGCUUUGUGAAAAAGAAUAAGAAAAAGAAGAUCAACAAGGGCCCAGCUGUAGGUAUCUACAAUGGUAAUGUCAAUACCCAGUUGCCGAUGCAGCCAAAAAAGUUUCAAAAAAGACGGAAGGACAACGACUCCCACGUGUAUGCCGUCAUUGAUGACACCAUGGUGUACGGGCAUCUGCUACAGGAUUCCGGGUCCUUCCUCCAGCCAGAAGUGGACACCUACCGGCCCUUCCAGGGCCCAACAGGGGACUGCCCUCCCUCCCCACCCCCCAUAUGCUCCAGGGCCCCAACGGCAAAGUUGACCAAAGAUGAGCCAUCCCCUGGCUUCCCUUCUGAGUCUGACAGUGAACCAUACACCUUCUCCCACCCCAAAGAUGGGAAUAUAAGCAAUGGGAACACAGACACUCCUUUGCUCGACACCCAUGAGACCACAGAGCCUGGGGAAUAACCUGGAUCCACCCCAAAGACUUUGCAUAAAACAGGGCACUGAGAUGCCUUUUAGUGUUCCCACCCAGAAAUCCUGAAGAAGAGGAAUUGUGUGGAAGGACAGCAAGAGGUUUUCCUGGAUGCCUCUAACUUCUGAUUUCCAAACAGACUCAUUCCAAUGCUGAGACAUUGAAAAUGAUGAAUUGUGAUCUGGAUACAAACUUCACAGUGCAUGUCCUUCUAAACUCAGGUUGGGUUGUAACCAGUCCAUAACGAGAGGGAAGAGGCUGAAUCACCCAGGACAGGGAUGCAACGAGCCCUGGAUUUGGAUUUGGGUUUGGAUUUGGAUUUAGACCUCUUCAGGUUGACAGUGCCAAUCCCUAGGAGCCCAUGGAGGUCCCUGCUCUCAUUGGGGUCCCCUGAGUGGAAAUGUCAAUGUGCUUUUUUUUAUUAUUAUUAUUGUUAUUAUUUA